AUGGAAAGGCCACAAACGGUGACAAGGGCAGACACAACCCGUAGACAAACACCUACUUUCCAACGUCCGAUAUCUCGACCAGCUAGCUCCAGACCUUUCGGCUCGGCUCCUGCCCCAAGGCCGAGCAGCGCUGGGGUCAGGCACAGACCGAUCGACUAUGACUACUUAACGGGUUCUACCUUCUCAGUGAAGGUGAAGGGCAAGCCGGUGUUCUUGCUCGGCGACUUUCGCAAGAAAGUGGAUAAGAAUGUCAAGAACUCAAGAUUUGUCUCGGCUUUCAAAGCGUCUUUAGAGGAGCAAACAGCAGACAAAAAGAAGCAGGACAUGAUUCGUGACCAAUAUGAGAAGAGGAUCGUGAAGCGAUUUCAGCCCGUGGAGCACACAGAAACAGGUCUGACGAAAGUCAUGCUCGGGUUGGAUACUGGCGAUGACAAGGAGGCUGUCCCAAAGCAAGGGGAGAUUGGCUACAGCAGGAUUGACGAGAUCGAAUCAUGGGAAAACUCUCAAAAUGCUGGCCUCGAGAAGUACCGUCCCUGCGUUAACUCUGUCUUUGCGCCAGCUCAGUUUCAUGGCUAUGAUUACACCGAUCCGCAGUGGCAGCGAGAGCCUUCUAGUCAUCUUGCUCUGGAUUUCGUCUAUGGGUAUCACGGGGCUUCGAGUUGGGAUUGGGACUUGUUCGGCAUCGGACCAGGACUCAACAAUCUCAACUUUGUGGAAUACUUUGACACCAUCGACAAUCGCUGCAAGUACAGCGGUGAGAUUGUGUAUUUCACCGCAGCCACAGUGGUGGUUUACGACGUGUUCAACAACAUCCAACGCUUCUUCUAUCACAGCGACGACGUGACCUCCAUGGCUCUUCUUGUCAGGAUGCAUCAAAGGGGAGACGGGUCUUGGAUAGAGUUGGACAAGCCGCUGGGACCAGACGCCCUGAUGGAGUGGAGCCAUUGGUUCACCUACAACAAGGGAAUUCACAUCCCCUCUGAGAAAUCUUGGAGUCCCGACAUGAGGACCCUGCCUGUCCACACUGAUGAAUUCCCCAACAAGGGUGAGGACGGGAAGCCGUACGAUUGGAGGACAUGGGACAUCCCGAACAGGUGUAUCGUUGCAAGUGGUCAGAUGGGCCGCAACCCGAGGAUUUAUGUUUGGAGGAUCCCGUUGUAUCGUGGAGACUUUGACUUCUCAAAUCAAGUGCUCGCAAAACUCUCACUUGGCAGGAAGCGACGCCAGGUGUCAGCGCUGUCCUUCAAUGGGACAGGAAAAUUCCUCUGCGCUCUUUCAGAGGAUCUCGAUCACUCCAUCUUCGUCUUCGACUGGAGGAAAGAGGAAGUCGUUCGAGAGGCCAAAGGCCAUGGAGGCCUUGUUGACUGCCUCUUGUUCAACCCCUACGGCGACCGCGCCUUCGCGUCUUGCGGAGAAAAGCAUCUCAAGUUCUGGGAGAUGGGAGACGUUGAGGUCGAGAUGGCCGUUGGACUUUUCGGAGAUCUGGGAGAGACUCUGUCGCAGAAGUGCAUGACGUUUCAUCCCCGAGGAAACACCAUCUCUGGGGUUGAGAACGGCGAUAUCUACAUCUGGUCGAAUGGGGUUGUGAAUGCAAAGAUUGAGAAAGCGCACAAGACGAUGGUAACCUCAGUGAAGUGGGUGGAAGGGAUCGGUCUCUUCACUUGUGGGCUCGGUGGACUGCUGAAAGUCUGGGAUCCAGAGUUGAAAGAUACAAGGAAACCCAUCUGUGUGAUCGAUCUAAACUCAUUCCAUACGAAAGGAUCUCCAAACAUCUUGAAGAAGCUGGCAGGUCGGAGCAUGGACUGGACAACCUCGCCAGAGAUCUUGAAGAAGAUGACAGACGAUGCCUUCGUCGAGAACAGGGACGAAAGAGGAGUUUGUGGAGCCCCUGCCACACAUAUGAGCUUUGCAGACCUCAAAUGCGAAGGCGUGCUGCUCCUGGGAACAACCAUGAAUUCCAUCCUGGCGCUGGGAUUUGCGAAGGUUGAGAUGAUGAGAAUACAAGUUAUAGCGAUGAUGAUGAGAAAGGACGCGAUGAAGGAGAUGAUGGUCGCUAAGAAUGGUUCAUGGGCUAGCAAAGGCCUUGGAGGAGACUAUCAGAUCGAAGGUUACUCUGCCAACACUGAGAAGGGUUCAUUGAGCAAUCAAAUAUGGUGGAAACAUGAGAAAGUGGAAGCUUUCAAAGGGAAGAAUGGCGCUGCCAAAGGUCACAUUCCGGUUGCUGUUUACUCCUAUCAAGCUUUCGAUCCCUCGCAACCGGGAUAUCGACAUAAAUCUGGAAACGAGUCUUCAGCUAUCACAUGCCCGUGGCAGCUUGCUGUUUGUGGAAAGAAAGUCUUGAUGAAUGGCCACAUGUGCGAUGUCGAUGCUGUUGCCCCGAUGCCGAACCAGAGAAUCUUUGCCACUGCGAGCAAGGACUGCACAGUACGACUGUGGGACAUCAACGACCAGGAGAUGAUCGAUUCUUUCUACGCAUACUAUCCCUGUCGGAGUAUCACAUGGUGGUCAAAACAAACGAGAGAUGGGCCUGUGGUCGAGGAGGAAGUCUUUGGGAAGAAGCAGCCGAUUCUUACUGUCGGCCACGAGAAUGGAAACAUCUCGAUAUGGAGGAUGGAGAUCAACUCAACGGAGGCAGCUGGACAGGACGAGAAUGCAUCAGAAGAUGAUCCUUUCUACAACCCCGAAGAUGCCUUCGGCAAGAUUCAACUGUGUUGUAUCAACCCGUUGCCAAGAAUGGUUGCCAAGGCUGAACCCAAUCGUAAAUCGUCCGAGCAGGCCUUCUGCGUUCGCUAUUCCCCAAAUGGCAGAUAUUUGGCUGCUGGCCUCGGAGACAAUUGCAUCGACAUCUACGAGCAUGCGAUUGUUCCUUACGAUUCGAUUCCUGCGAGGGAUGGGAUGCUGUACAAGUCGAAGCUGAAAGGACUUGGCGCCACGGAUGAAGAGAUUCGAGUGCAAGAUUGUGUUCCAUACAAGCGGGUUGGCUGCUUCAACGAUCAUUCAAGCGCGGUUUUCGCUGUCGAUUUCGAUGUUGAAAGCACAAUAUUCAGAUCGGUCAGCGCGUCCAAUGAGAUUCUUUUUGGGCAACUUCCCCUCGGCAAGUUGAACACAUCGACGCAGGAGUGCUCUGUCAAAAGGUUUCAAACUCAAACAUGCAAACUCGGAUGGUCGGUGAAGAGUAUCUGGGCUUGCGGCUCCAACGCAACAGACAUCAACACUGUUGACCUCUCAAAGUCAAGAGUUCCUCCAUGGGCGCCUUGCCAUGGCGGACCGAAUCCUUCGCCAUGGCCGUGGACGCCUGGAUAUGUUCCGACAGCAUCGAGCAUUCCCAUCGACAAGCACUUGACUCCGAUCUACCCUGGCGAGGGCGACAACCCUACUUGGGGUCAUCAGGUGUUGGUCAGCGCUCAGGAUGAUGGACGUGUGAAGUUGUUCCGGUAUCCGGUUUUCGGCUUCAAACAAGCAUUUCGAAGCUACCUCGGCCAUGGAUCGCAUGUUAUGGACGCCAGGUUCACUUACGACGAUGAUUAUGUCAUCAGUGUAGGAGGCAGAGAUGUAUCAAUUUUUCAGUGGAGACAUGUCAUUCCAAACAAGGUUUAUGUGCAAAACCUCCCUGAUGGCAAAGAUGAAGCAGGGAAUUUCUUGCUCGAUGACUACACUCUGAAAGAAUACCUCAAAGAGUAUUUCAUGGAGAUGCUCAAGGUCGACGUCAAUACAAUAGCUGAGAUUGAGAAUUCGAGAGGAGAGAGGGUGAUGAAGGACAAAGACUUGAACGAGACGGCUGAAGAAUGGAAGAAAAACUUGGAUCUUGUCAAUCAGCAUCUUCGGAAUUGCGGAUUAGACGAACAGAUCUCUGCGAGACGAAGUGUCUUGAAGCACAUCGCUCUGUCGAAAUUUAAUCCCAAUCGCUCAGCGGAUGUUCCCAACAGAACAAUCGUUUCUGUUCAAGUCUUCGCCAGGGCGGCCGAUCUCAUCUCGAUGGGCUACGGUUGUCUUCAAGGCAAGGACUUUGACUUCAUGUUCACCAUCGUCACAAGUCGCCAGACACAAGAGGAAGCGGAUGAAGUUUGCGAUCUGUACGGCUGUGGGAGAAACUUCUUCCUGUCCUACAGGGAGCUGAUCGAAGCUGGGCUGAUAACUCCCGCCUGCUUCCGCAUCAAACAAUCUUUGAAAGGGAGCGUCGAGGCCUCGGAGAAUUUCAUCACCAACUAUGAGUGGAAGGAGUUGGACGAUUCUUACUAUUCUCCUGACUGUCUGAGGGGGAAAAGUGGAAGCAAACACUUCCUUUACAUCUCAGCUGGAGACCCCAAUGAGCAAACUUCCAUGUACGACAUCGAGAAACUCUUCAGGCGCGUCCGAUUUCGUCUCGAGAAGGACGACGAGUACCUGCUUUACGGCCAUAUCGAUCCCGAGCGGCAGAUGCGCAUCUUGUACAACGACGAAGUGAAUGAGAUGGAGAGGAUCAAGGUUUGA
Messenger RNA from Guillardia theta CCMP2712, 4470 nucleotides. RefSeq lists its product as hypothetical. The transcript has 47 exons. NCBI's taxonomy places the organism in Eukaryota, Cryptophyceae, Pyrenomonadales, Geminigeraceae. Bases 1 to 4470 code for a protein of 1489 amino acids. The record is from RefSeq and is a predicted model, not a curated record. Gene Ontology annotation, molecular function: microtubule binding.